CGCGGUAAAGAGCAAGAUGUCCCGCGGAAGUGAAGAGCAAGAUGAACUACUGUACCAGGACUCAGAUGUACCAGAACGGCGGGAUAACCGGUGCAAAGUGAAGUGGACGCGUGAAGAGGAUGAGCUACUGAAUUCCCUGGUGACAAAGUAUGGACAUGACUGGAAGUUCGUAGCAAGUCAUUUUCCUAACCGCACUGAACAGCAGUGUCAGUACCGCUGGCUAAGGGUAUUAAACCCAGUCUUGGUCAAAGGUCCGUGGACCAAACAGGAAGACCAGAAGGUGAUAGAAUUGGUGAAAAAGUAUGGCACAAAGCAGUGGACGCUCAUAGCCAAACACUUGAAAGGCAGGCUAGGAAAACAGUGUCGAGAACGCUGGCACAACCACCUGAACCCUGAAGUGAAGAAAUCAUCCUGGACAGAGGAAGAAGAUCGCAUCAUCUGCGAGGCUCACAAGGUUCUGGGAAACCGAUGGGCCGAGAUUGCUAAGCUGCUUCCAGGGAGGACUGACAAUGCUGUGAAGAACCACUGGAAUUCCACUAUCAAAAGGAAGGUGGACACAGGAGGCUUUCUUAAUGAAACUAAAGAAUCCAAGCCCCUCUAUCUGCUGGUGGAGACGGAAGGCACGGAAAGCCAAACUGUACAGGAAGCUGCAAGCCAGCCAGCAUUUUUAGCCAACUGGCCUGUGAAUGCCUUGGAAAUCAAAGAGGAGGAAGCCAAUACUGAAGAGCCAACUGGCCUCCACCAACUGCCUUCUGAGCAACCAGCUGUGGGCCUGGAGCAGGACAAUGCCAAGGAAGUCUCAGAAAACAGAGUGCCCCAUGAUGCUUUGGGGGAAGAUUCUCCAUACACGUGGGUGGUAGAAGCUGGCAGCUAUCUGUGUCCUGCUGUUCCAUCCAUUACAGAAGCUCUGGAUAUGAUUGAAUCUGACCCAGAUGGCUGGUGUGAUCUUACUCAGUUUGACCUGCCAGAGGAUCCCUCCGCAAGCAACAGCCUAGAUAGCCAAACCUCCAUCAAGCCUUACUCUUCCUUGCCAAAUGUGACUGCGUACCGUUUGGAUGGCCACACCAUUUCAGAUCUGAGCAAAGGCAGCAAGGGUGAGCUCAUCCCCAUCUCCCCACGCACCGACAUGACGUUUGGCACACCGCCCUCCGUACUCAAGCGGCAGAAGAAGAGAAGAGUCUCCCUCUCGCCAGUCACAGAGGGUGGCACCGCUACUAGCCUCUCCUUCCUGGACUCCUGUAACAGCAUGACCCCCAAGAGCACCCCUGUCAAGAGCACCCCUGUCAAGACACUGCCAUUUUCCCCUUCUCAGUUCCUAAAUUUCUGGACCAAACAAGACACUCUGGACCUUGAGAACCCCUCAUUAACCUCUACACCUGUGUGCAGCCAGAAAGUAAUAGUGACCACUCCAUUACACAGAGACAAGACACCAUUGCUCCAGAAAAAUUCUGCGUUUGUGACACCUGAUCAGAAAUAUGUAACAGACAAUACGCCUCAUACGCCUACACCUUUCAAGAAUGCUCUGGAGAAAUAUGGUCCACUGAGGCCCUUGCCACCAACACCUAGCCUGGAAGAGGAUUUGAAAGAGGUUCUACGGAGUGAGGCUGGCAUUGAGUUGAUCAUAGAAGAUGAUGUGAAGCCAGAGAAACAGAAGAGAAAACAAGGCCUGCACAGGAGUCCUAUUAAAAAGGUCAGGAAAUCCCUCGCCUUAGACAUUGUGGAUGAAGACUUGAAGCUGACCGUUUCCGCCAUGGCCAAACCUGUGUGCUUCAAAAGAGCUCAGGUAAGCCAUGAUCAGGCACACUAUUUGUCUCGGAGCCCAGAGGCUAUGCAGUCUGUGAGCUUCCUUUCCCAGUCCCUAAACCUGUCUGUGUCAAGCAGCAAGAAUGAGAGCAGUGUGCUCAAGCGAGGGUUUGUUCAAGUAAAGACAGAGAAAGCACCGUCUUCCAAGAGAAUCCAGAGCAAAUACAGGCCACCAGCCCUGAUGUCCAGUGCCUGGAAAACUGUGGCAUGCGGUGGCUCUAAAGAUCAGCAGAUCAUGCAAGACAAAGCUCGACAGAUUUUGGGCGUGUUGAAACAGAACCACACAUCACGAACACUGAUCUUAUCUUGA
This is a messenger RNA of Gekko japonicus, 2113 nucleotides long. It is a transcript of the gene MYBL2, whose product is annotated as v-myb avian myeloblastosis viral oncogene homolog-like 2. Gene Ontology annotation, biological process: regulation of DNA-templated transcription. The record is from RefSeq and is a predicted model, not a curated record. The transcript has 15 exons. Gene Ontology annotation, cellular component: nucleus. Gene Ontology annotation, molecular function: DNA-binding transcription factor activity, RNA polymerase II-specific; RNA polymerase II cis-regulatory region sequence-specific DNA binding. NCBI's taxonomy places the organism in Eukaryota, Metazoa, Chordata, Lepidosauria, Squamata, Gekkonidae. Bases 17 to 2113 code for a protein of 698 amino acids.